This is a messenger RNA of Gavia stellata (red-throated loon), 4946 nucleotides long. RefSeq names its product bridge-like lipid transfer protein family member 3B (gene BLTP3B). The transcript has 21 exons. NCBI's taxonomy places the organism in Eukaryota, Metazoa, Chordata, Aves, Gaviiformes, Gaviidae. The record is from RefSeq and is a predicted model, not a curated record. The coding region runs from base 1 to 4392 and encodes 1463 amino acids.
AUGAGCAGAAACAAUUUUCCAUGGCAGAAUGCAAGUGUGGUUAAGUAUAGCCUAUUCUUCAGUUUGUGGUUCACCAAAAAUCUGUCACCUGACAAGAUCAACCUGAGCACAUUAAAGGGGGAAGGCCAGCUGACCAAUUUAGAACUGGAUCAAGAGGUGCUUCAGAACAUGCUGGAUCUUCCAACAUGGCUUGCUAUAAACAAGGUCUUUUGCAAUAAGGCAUCCAUUAGGAUACCAUGGACAAAAUUGAAAACACAUCCCAUCUCUUUGUCCUUGGAUAAAGUUGUAAUGGAAAUGAGCACAUGUGAAGAGCCACGUGCCCCUAAUGGACCCUCUCCUAUUGCAACUGCAUCUGGACAGAGUGAAUAUGGCUUUGCUGAAAAAGUGGUAGAAGGCAUUUCAGUUUCUGUGAACUCCAUUAUAAUAAGGAUUGGUGCAAAAGCCUUUAAUGCUUCAUUUGAACUUUCCCAGCUGAGAAUAUAUAGUGUAAAUGCAAACUGGGAACAUGCUGACCUCAGAUUUACCAGAAUACAAGAAGCUCAACGUGGAGAGGUUUUGACUUUUAAAGAAAUCAACUGGCAGAUGAUCAGAAUAGAAGCAGAUGCAAUCCAGAGUUCUAAGCAUGAAAUCAUGAGUGCUCCAGUUCGACUGAUUACUAACCAAUCAAAAAUUAGGGUCACACUUAAAAGAAGGUUAAAGGAUUGUAAUGUAGUGGCAUCAAAACUGGUUCUGAUUCUGGAUGAUUUGCUAUGGGUUUUGACUGAUUCCCAGUUGAAAGCCAUGGUGCAAUAUGCCAAAUCUCUCAGUGAAGCCAUAGAGAAAUCAACAGAACAGAGAAAAAGGUUGGCUACUGAAACAGCACAGAGCACUGCCCCUGCACCCAGCUCUCAGCAGGUGAAAGCGCACCAGACAACAGCAGCACCUGAUCAAAACGAUGCAAUAGUAAAAUUGUUUAAUGAUUUUGAUGUUAAGGAAACUUCUCAUCACUUAGUAAUUUCCCAUUUGGACCUACAUAUAUGUGAUGAUAUCCAUUCUAAAGAAAAAGACUCAAAUAGACGCGUUACAGGAGGGGCCAUGCAGCUUUCCUUCAGCUAUUUAACAGUGGACUAUUAUCCAUUUCACAAAGCAGGAGACAGCUGCAAUCACUGGAUGCAUUAUAGUGAUGCUACUAAAACCAGAAGUGGAUGGGCCAAAGAAUUAUUAAAUGAAUUCAAAAGCAAUGUUGAAUUGCUUAAGCAGGCUGUGAAGGACCAGGUCAUAGAUUCUCCUCCCAGGUCACCACCUGCUGUAUCUCCUCAGAACCUACAAACAGGCAAGGAACAGAUACCGAAAGGAACAUCUAGGGCUUCCUCUGUAUCUUCCCAACAACCAAAGGGCAAACUGAUGUCUAGUCCUAUUGUGGUUAGACUUGCAGAUUUCAAUAUAUAUCAGGUUUCAACAGCGGACCAGUGUCGUUCUUCCCCUAAAGCUCUGAUCUCUUGCAAUAAAAAGUCACUUUAUCUUCCACCAGAAAUGCCAGCUAUUCAUAUUGAAUUCACUGAAUAUUACUACCCAGAUGGAAAGGACUUCCCUAUUCCAUGUCCAAACUUGUAUGGCCAGCUGAAUGCUUUACAGUUCACCCUGGAUGAGAGAAGUAUUCUUUGGCUAAAUCAGUUUGUGUUGGAUUUGAAACAGAGUCUUAUUCAGUUCAUGGCCAUGUACAAGUUAAAUGACAGUUCAAAAUCAGAUGAACACGUUGAUGUCCGAGUUGAUGGACUAAUGUUAAAGUUCAUCAUCCCAUCUGAAAACAAACCUGAAAUUCAUAAAGAUCAACCUUGUGCAAUUUCCAUUCAAAGUUCAGAGAUGAUUGCUACAAAUACAAGAUAUUCUCCAAACUGCAGACACUCUGAUCUAGAAGCUUUGUUUCAAAACUUCAAAGACUGUGAAUUUUUCAGUAGAACUUUCACCACUUUUCCUAAGUCGCAGAAGAAUUUUAAUCUUUUGCAUCCAAUCUUUCAGAGACAUGCUCAUGAACAAGAUACUAAAAUGCAUGAUGUUUAUAAAGGUUAUAUCAUCCCAAAAUUGAAUAAAUAUGCAUUGAAGACAUCUGCAGCUACUGAUGUUUGGGCCUUGCAUUUUUCCCAGUUUUGGAUAGAUUAUGAAGGAACAAAAAGUGGGAAAGGCCGACCAAUAAGCUUUGUGGACUCAUUCCCACUUUCACUUUGGAUUUGCCAGCCAGUAAGAUUUGCAAAGUCACAAAAAGAACUUCUGUCGCAUAAUCAGACAGCUUUGAACAUUCCAAAAAGUGAAUCUAGUGAUCUUGCUAAUAGACUGCAGCGUAAAAAACUUCUAAAGGAAUAUUACAGCAGUGAGACGGAGCCCUUGACCAAUGGCAUUCAAAUGUCAGACACUUCAGGAGUGCUUUCUGAAAGUUCUUCCUCUGAUGCAGAUGUACAUGUUCUUGUCCAUGUUCAAAAACAUGUAAGCGUGCAGAUUGAUCAUUACCAAUAUCUUUUUUUGCUGUUUCUCCAUGAAUCUCUUGUAUUGCUCCUGGAAAACUUAAGGAAUGAUGUAGAAGCAGUGACAGGAAAACCUGCAAAACAAACCGAUGUCUGUAUUGGGAUCUUAGUGAAAAGUGCAGAACUAGCCUUACUACUCCAUCCAGUGACUCAGGGAAACCCUUGUAAGUCUCCAGUUGUGGAAGAAGGAAGUCCCAUGGCAUCAGAACUCUCCCCUUUGGGAAAUGGGGAAGUUCUUACUUCAGAGAGUAAAUCAGUUGGCAGUAAGAUAGUGCAAACUGGUAUUACUAAUUUUGAUUAUGUAAAUGACUGCAAGCCUCUGAAUGCUGAAGUUAAUAAAGGAAUUUUAAUAGAUCCUCUUUUGUUUAAAUCAGACAGUAAUACGGAUUUUCAGAAAGGAACUUCACUUUCAGAUGAUGCAUCAGAUAAAGGUUUGGGAGAUACGAGUGAAGGAGGAAGCAGUGGACUUUUUAGUAGAAGUGAUUCAGAGGAGGUCUGUGGGCCUCUAAGUGAGAAAGGCAGCUUGCAUCCUAGGGAUUCAGCGUCCGUUUUAAAUAAGAGAGAAGAUUCUACUGAAUUUUUCAUUGAUAAAGAGGAUGACAAAAACAUAUUUUCAAAUAAGUUAAAUGAACAGGAAGGCACAACUGAAGGCUGUCCUAACCAAGUCACUGACUUAGGAACAGAAACUGCCUUAGAAUCUGAAGAGCUGGAAAUCAACAAAGAGAAAGUGACUUCAGUCAGAAUGUUUGCAUCCCAGUCUUCAUCAAGUGCAAAGCCUAAGGAACGCUGCCCGUCCAACCUCCCUGCAUUCUCUGUUUCUUACAAGAAUAUGAAGAGAAGUCCAUCACAAGUCUCUCUGGAUACCAUCUCUAUUGAUAGUAUGAUGCUAGAGGAUCAUUUGAUAGAGAGUGAUGGAAGUGACAGUCAAAGCUUUCUAGAAAAAGGUAUUACAGCCACAAACUAUCAAAGCCCAUCAGAAAAUGCCCAUGAAGGAGGCACAGUGAUUGCAAAUUGUGAUGGGUCAUCUCCAGAUGCCAUGAGCGCUGCUUCAGAGAAUGCCCAUGAGACUAGUGAAGAUAUGAUGUCUGUUAUGGUUUUCCAAAUAUUUGGUGUUAAUGGUGAAAUUGACAUCAGAGGUGAAGACACAGAAAUAUGCGUACAGGUCAACCAAGUGAUACCAAAUCAGCUGGGAAAUAUCAGUGUUCGACACUAUCUUUGCAACAGAACUGUUGGUUCUGACUGUAAAUCUGUGGCUGGACCAGUUAAUUCAUCACCUGAGAUUAGUUUGAGAUGGGAAAGUGGGCCUAGUGCUCUCAUACAUUCUCUACUGGCUGUAAAAAACGGUUUUCUUCAGUGUCAUGUAGAGAACUUCAGCGCUGAAUUUCUAACGUCUUCCCUCACAAACAUUCAGCAUUUUCUAGAAGAUGAAACUGUUGCGGAAGUGAUGCCUAUGAAGAUAAAAGUUUCUAAUGCAAGAAUUAAUUUAAAAGAUGACAGUCCUCGUGAAAAUUUCAAGCCAUCUGAGCUGGUACCCAUAAAACUACAUAUUGACAUACUCUGGAUAGAAAGAAAUGAUGAUGGCUGUUUUCUCAUUAGAGACAGUCAAAGUGUAAAUGACAUGUCGAAGAUGAAGAAUUCCAGUAGUGCAUUGCAGCAAGCAGCUGGACCUGUUGGACUUAAAACACAGGACCAAGCCACGCAGACUACCUGUGAAAUUCCCAGACCUUCUAAAUCAAGCAGGGAUUCAGCUGAUUUCCUUAAAAAUGAGCUUAUUGAAGAAAAUGAAUUUCUCAAACAGGAACUAGCCAAAGCCAAAAUGGCUCUUGCUGAGGUCCAAAUGGAAAAAGAUGCCCUGCUUCAUCGUAUAAAGAAGAUGAAUGUUGAUCAUCAGUAGGACAGUGUUCUGUUGGUGCAAGACAUCAACAGAACUUCCGGUGAUGGUGGCAUCUAAAAUACUGUUUGUAAAUCACUGGAAGACAUGGUUAUUUUUUUUGGUGACAAACGAAGUUUUCUCAUUGUGAACUAGUUACUAUUCCAAAAUCACCAUUAAACAUUGUAACUUUUUUCAGCCCAUUUUAAACUGAAAUGACUUUGGAAAAAUCAGUUUAUACUGUACUUUAUUAAUUUACUGAAGAAAAAAAAAUCAUAUCAUCUACUUUUAGUAUUAUCAAAGGAGAUGUUAUUUUUAAAAUGUUUUCUGAAAAAUGGAUGUCUCAGCAAUGAAAGAAGGUGCCUGGGUGCAUAACUGAGUAAAACGUACCAUGCCUCAUUAACAAACUGUACCUCUGUUUGUUAAGGUUAUGUUGUUUUAUUAUUACCACAAGGUAUCUAUACAGGAGGUGACAUUUGCACUAUGAUGGUAUAGGCUAGAUGGUCUAGAAUAGUAUAGCUACCAAAAAUUAAAAUACUAGCCCUAAACUGGCCCUAAAUUCAGUGUAAUUUGCCCAG